GGCGCGGCAGACGGCGGCGGCGGCGGCGGCGGCGGCCGCGCCAGCCGGCAGUCCCGUGGCAGCAGAGCUCGCGCCCUCACCAUGAACAAGCGCCUGCAGACCGUCGCCGCCAUGGCGUGCAUGAAGACUCUCCUCAUGCUCUUCAACUUCCUCUUCUGGCUGACGGGGAUCGCCAUCCUGGCGGCGGGCAUCUGGCUGGAGGUGGAGCUGUACAAGUACAUGGAGCUGUCCACCGAGUUCUCGCGCUCCGCGCCCUACGUGCUGCUCGGGGCCGGCGCGCUCAUCGUGCUCGUCGGGUCGCUGGCCUGCUGCUGCACCGUCAAAGGACAGCCCGCCCUGCUCUACAUCUACGGCACCUUCCUGCUGGUGAUCUUCAUCCUGGAGGUGGGCGCGGCCGUCUCCAUCUACGCGUACCGCGGGCACCUGCAGGCGGGCUUCGACCGCGGCCUCACACAGGCGCUCCACAGCUACGACACCGACCCCGAGAAGAAGGAAUGCUUCGACCUCAUGCAGUCCACGCUUCACUGCUGCGGAAACCGCAACUACACGGACUGGCAAGACAAGGUGCCCACCUCCUGCUGCAAGGCCGACAAGUGCGACACCAGCGACGUCUCCGAGAUCUACACACAGGGCUGUUACACUCUGGUGGUGGACUUCCUGAACACGAACAUCGGGCUGGUGGCCGGUGCAGCGGCAGGAGUGGCUGUCAUCCCACUGCUUGGUGUCGUGCUCUCCUGCUGCCUGGCGCGCAACAUCAACAAGGCCAAGUACGAGCAGAUGGCCUAAGAUGCUGCGAGGGGCCGUACGGAGGUGGCGACCGCUGCCCCCGUCCCAGUUUCUCUGCGCUCUCUUUCUCCUUCCUCGUGUAUCUCGUUAUCACUGUCCACAUUUGUAUCUACGCACGCACACGGCACUGUCCCAGCUA
Molecule: messenger RNA, 925 nt
Organism: Schistocerca nitens (vagrant locust)
Lineage: Eukaryota; Metazoa; Arthropoda; Insecta; Orthoptera; Acrididae
Product: tetraspanin-7-like
Exons: 6
Coding region: 82-786 (234 amino acids)
Cellular component (GO): membrane
Source: RefSeq, a predicted model, not a curated record